Molecule: messenger RNA, 2658 nt
Organism: Sebastes umbrosus (honeycomb rockfish)
Lineage: Eukaryota; Metazoa; Chordata; Actinopteri; Perciformes; Sebastidae
Gene: rabggtb
Product: Rab geranylgeranyltransferase subunit beta
Exons: 9
Coding region: 147-1142 (331 amino acids)
Biological process (GO): protein geranylgeranylation
Cellular component (GO): Rab-protein geranylgeranyltransferase complex
Molecular function (GO): Rab geranylgeranyltransferase activity
Source: RefSeq, a predicted model, not a curated record
AAGAAGAAGAUGUGAGUCUGUGGUACACUCCAGUCCUGAAGGUGGCGAUAUAGCACCUAAAACCAACCGCCAUUAAAUCUCAAGAAGAAGAAGCAGAAAAAGAAGCAGAAGAAGAAGAAGAGCCUGAUCAUGCUAACAUCUUCAGAAUGGGUACUCAAGUGAAAGAUGUCCUCAUCAAGCCUGAGGCUCCCAGCUCACUGCUGCUGGACAAACAUGCAGACUACAUCGCUGCCUACGGCUCCAAGAAGGAUGACUAUGAGUACACGCUGUCGGAGUACCUGAGGAUGAGCGGCAUCUACUGGGGGCUGACGGUGAUGGACCUGAUGGCGGAGCUGCCUCGGAUGAACCGGCAGGAGAUCAUAGACUUCAUCAAAGCCUGUCAGCACGAGUGUGGAGGCCUCAGCGCCAGCAUCGGACACGACCCCCACCUGCUCUACACCCUCAGCGCCGUCCAGAUCCUCUGCUUGUAUGACAAUGUGGAUGCGCUUGAUGUGGACAAAGUAGUGGAAUACAUCAAAGGGCUGCAGCAGGAAGACGGCUCAUUUGCAGGGGACAAAUGGGGGGAAAUAGACACAAGAUUUUCCUUCUGUGCUGUCGCCACACUUGCAUUACUGGGCAAGAUGGACUCGAUAAAUGUUGACAAAGCUGUAGAGUUCGUCUUGUCCUGUAUGAACUUUGACGGAGGUUUUGGCUGCAGACCUGGUUCAGAGUCUCAUGCUGGUCAGAUCUACUGCUGCUCUGGCUUCCUGUCGCUCACCGGUCAGCUGCACCAGGUGAACGCUGACCUGCUGGGCUGGUGGCUCUGCGAGAGGCAGCUGCCGUCCGGAGGCCUCAACGGACGACCGGAGAAGCUUCCAGAUGUGUGCUACUCGUGGUGGGUUUUGGCGUCGCUGAAAAUCAUCGGUAGGAUCCACUGGAUCGACAAGGCCAAGCUGCGAUCGUUUAUUCUGGCCUGUCAAGACGAGGAGACCGGAGGUUUUGCUGACAGACCGGGAGACAUGGUGGAUCCUUUUCACACUCUGUUCGGAGUUGCAGGUCUCUCCCUUCUCGGAGACGAACAGAUCAAACCAGUGAAUCCUGUUCUGUGCAUGCCUGAGGAUGUCUUGGAGAGGAUCCACCUACAGCCUGACCUCCUCAGCUAGUCACCAUCAUCCCACCACACACACACACACACACACACUCACACACACUCACACACACACAGCUGCCCUGCUGAACAGCCCAACUACCACGACUGGAUGUCGGAGGACCACCACACAUCUUAGUGUUAGCUGAAGUCUACAGACACAUUUUAGAUGCAGGUUUUGGUCUCCGCUGACUAAGGACAAAAAUAGUUGCGCAGCUCUGACUUGAUUCCUUUGAGUCCGUCUUUACACCCUCAACCACUCAUUAUAUCAAGUCACUGUUGUUGGUUUUACUGCAAGAGAACGUUUUGGAUAAGAAAUGUUUUGAAGUGUGACUGUCGUUGCUAAAGCCCAGAAAUCAUUAAACAACAUUCCUUAGCUUUUUGACUUACUCACCAUGUCACUUUGUCUGAGGGUAAACGUGACCGAUAGCAAACUGUGUCAGGAAGUUCUUACUCUACUUAAUUAUUGGCCAGAGACAUAAGACUGAGGCACUGAUUGGCUCUGCUUCUUCAUGUGUAAGACACUUGACUUGUUUAAAGACACCACAUCUUUGUUUUUCUCGUUUUGUUGGAGGGUUCUGCCUUUUUCACGCACCCUACUCUUUCAAAUAAAAUAACUUCCGUAUUUGAAAAGUCAGAGCAUGUGAAGGGCGAACUAUCCUCGUCCUGUUUACACUAGCGCAAUCAUACUUCCAACGUGCUAAUAGGUCAGAACUGGAGAUGCAACACAUGACUUGUUGCAAACAAAAAUAGUUUUAUUAAAAUAACUCCAGUUUACAGUCCAGGCAGAACAUGUGUUUGGCAGGAAUUUGAGGAAGGGGCAGUGUUUUGUUUGUGACACCCAGAGGUCAAACACAUGGCAGCGUCGUUGUCUCUUGCCAAGUUUAUUUAACGUCUUAUCCACAGUUUCAGCUAUUCAUUUAAAAUCUGUGUUACUCAGCUUUGUGAUGCAGCUGUGGGCAGAGGGAUUAGAUUAUCCCCCUAACUGUGAGUAAAAUCAUUAAAUAUUUCCAGUCUUACGCUUUGAUGAUUCUCAAGCGUCUUUUUACAUGUACUAAUUUGGUUAAAACUCUUUUUUUCUUUUUCUUUCAAGAAUAACUGAUCUUUAUAUUGCUGCACUCUUGUCUUACUGAAUGCAAAUUUUAUCUGUUGUUAGAUAACUGUUCAGUGUUGACAUUGUUACAGAAGGUAAAUAAAUCACAUGUUUUAAUUUGUUAGUUUUCAGGUUGUCCCCAAUUUAAGUGACUGCUAUCUGAAUAUGAAUUGACAUUGUUAUGCAAAAUGAAUGCAGUCAUUACUCAAACAAAAGCCUAGGGUAUAAAUCACAGUUCUCAUGGAAAUUGUGCUGCUUAAAGAUGAUUCAAAUCUUAAAAACAACUCAGACUGUUAAAUGUUAAACUACUAAGUCUCAUCUUUGUAUUGUGGGGGCAGCUCUAAUUCAAAAAGCUGCUGUUGCACAACUUGAUGUGUGUAUAUUAAUGUAACUUAUUUGUUAUCUUGGUUGGAAAUAAAUGUAUGAUUUCCCCCCUCAA